Messenger RNA from Apiotrichum porosum, 1038 nucleotides. RefSeq lists its product as uncharacterized. The record is from RefSeq and is a predicted model, not a curated record. The transcript has 8 exons. The coding region runs from base 1 to 1038 and encodes 345 amino acids. Gene Ontology annotation, molecular function: oxidoreductase activity. NCBI's taxonomy places the organism in Eukaryota, Fungi, Basidiomycota, Tremellomycetes, Trichosporonales, Trichosporonaceae.
AUGUCACUCAACCAGGCCGCAUACUUUGUGCAAACCUACGACCACCACACCAUGGCGCAAGUCUCAUCUACGUACUCCGGAUACCGACUCGUCGGCCAGGGCAACUUUGACUGCCUCGUGUUCGUCGAGGGGCAAAAGACACCCCAAGUGGAGCCUCACCAAUGCCUCAUCAAGGUCCAUUAUCGCGACCUUGUCACUCUGACCGGCGAAUACCCCGACAAGCCCAAGCCGAAUGUGAUCCCUUGCUCGGACGGCGCCGGUGAGGUCAUUGCCGUCGGCUCCAAAGUCACCCAGUGGUCUGUCGGCGACAAGGUUCUCGGCUCUUUCCACCAGGACUGGAUUGCUGGGCCCGACAACGACCACCCCCUGGGCAAAAACGCGCUCGGCGUUUCCGUUGACGGAACGCUGUCCGAGUACAUUGUGCUUCCCGAGGACGGACUGUCGCCCAUGCCGGCUGGCAUGUCGUAUGAGGAGGCGUCUACACUUCCUUGUGCGGCGCUCACCGCGUGGAAUGCCUUCUUUGGCCUUGGCGGAAAGUCGCAGCUCAUUCCCGGCCAGACUGUCCUUGUCCAAGGCACAGGCGGCUUGGCUCACUUGAAGACGGUCUUUGCAAACGGCCACGUCUCGGGGGAGUUCCACACGCUCAAUUACAAAACGUACCCCAACUGGGGCGACCAAGUGAUGAACAUGACAAACGGACAAGGCGCCGACCAUGUGCUCGAGGUCGGAGGUGCCGCCACCGUUGCCGAGUCGUUUAAAGCUCUUCAUUUCGGAGGCACAAUCACGUCAAUCGGCUUCCUGGCUCAGGCUUCGGACAUGCCCAACGUUUCCAUGCUCGCCUUGUUCAAAGCGGCCGUCUUCCGUGGCGUGCUGAUCGGAUCGCGCUCCCAACUGAGCGACAUGUCGCGCCUGUUCACGUAUGCCAAGAUCAAGCCGGUCGUUGGGCAGACUUUUGCUUUCAAGGAUGCCCGACUUGCCUACGAGGCAUUGAAGAGCCAAAGCGUGAUCGGUAAGAUUGUCAUUACCGUCUCAAAGUAG